UCGUAACAAGAAAGAACUAUUUCCAACAGCCUGACCACCAUCUUCAAACACUAAAACCCUAAAUCCCUCCCCCAGUCUGUUAACAAAACCCGCCAGUCCGCUACUGCUUAAAACCCUAAGACCCAUAACCUUCUUCUAGGGUUUUAGCCGACCGCCUCCUUAACAAGACUCUCUCCUUGUAAGCAGGCAUGACGACAAGUGUAGCUUCUCAAUUACAAGCAAUCCGGUCAGUGAUUCAAACUGGUUUGGAGUCCAAAAAACGUCCCAUCACCCGACCCUCCAUUUUAUUCGAUCCUAAAGAAGCUGCUGAUCUUGACAUCGAUACUAUACUUGACAUUGCACUUUCAGGUUUGGAAGUACUUGUAAGCGCCGAUGAAAGGUUUAAGAACUAUAAAAAUGAUUUGUUUAGUCAUAAAAGUAAAGAGUUGGAUAGAGAAUUGAUGACUGGGGAGGAAAAUAAGCAUAUUAACUCGACUAUCAGUUCAUAUUUGAGGUUACUAUCUGGACAUCUUCAAUUGCCUGCAUCGCUUAGGACACUUGAGUACUUGAUACGAAGAUACAAGAUACAUGUAUACAAUUUCGAGGAUUUGAUUUUAUGCUCAUUGCCUUACCAUGAUACUCAUGCAUUCGUUCGAAUAGUUCAGUUGAUUGAUACAAGGAAUGGUAAAUGGAAGUUUCUAGAUGGUGUAAAAGCAUCAGGUGCACCGCCACCUAGAAAUGUCAUGGUGCAGCAGUGUGUUCGAGAUAUGGGAGUUUUGGAGGCGUUGUGCAACUAUGCAUCUCCUGCAAAGAAGUUCCAGCCAUCAAGGCCUAUAGUCAGCUUUUGCACAGCAGUGGUCAUAGAGGUAUUGGGUUCUAUAACAACAGUCAAUACAGAUGUUGUGCAGAGAAUCCUUCCAUUUGUUAUUUCUGGACUUCAGCCUGGCAGCAAAGGAGGUUCAGAUCAUAAGGCUGCUGCUUUGAUGAUUGUUUGUCUCUUAGCAAAUAAGGUUUCCUUGUCUCCAAAACUUGUCAAAAGUUUGAUGCGAUCAAUUGCUGAGAUAGUUCCAAAAGAUGCAAGCAAGUCAACUGAUCUGCAAUGGUUUCGUUUGUCAGUUAUGGCUCUAAUAAAUCUCGUUCAGCUGCAAUCAGUCGAUGUGUUCCCGAAGAAGGUACUGGAGAUUUUGAAGGAAACCAGGGAAAUAGCUGGGGUUCUUAUGGGACUUUCUAAGGAGUUCAAUAUCGAUAGAUUUCUUGCUGUGCUUUUGGAAGCUCUGGUUGACAACAGUUCUUCUGAUGAUACAUAUCAUCAUGUUUUGGUAUCCAUAUUGGAGACAGUUCCCAUAAAGAAUUUUGUUGAUCGUGUUGUUUCAAAGGUCCUCUUGUCUUGCAUGAAAAUGUCUCAGAAAAAUAGCAACCCAUCAUCAUCUCAAUCUGGAAGCUGGGCAAAGGACAUUCUGAUGGUUAUUAAUAAAAUUUAUCCAUUUGAACUUCAUCAAGCUGUUCAGAAGUUUUUGGAGGACACCAAAGUGCAAUCCAAAAAUGAUGAUGCAGUUUUUGAGAUUUGCAAAAUUUUGGAUGGCAACUUGGAUAUGUCAGCUUCCAUCUCUGAUUCUAAAAUUUGGCUUGCUUUGCACCAUCCAAAGGCUGAGGUCCGGCGUGCUACAUUGUCUGGUUUAAACAGACAUGUUGAUCUGAAAAACAUGGCUGUUGAUUCAAAGAGGCUUGUAACCAUUCAAGAUGCUGUAUUCUGCCAACUUCGUGAUGAUGACCUAACAGUUGUUCAAGCAGCUUUAUCUCUUAAAGGAUUGUCUGAAAUCAUCAGUCCUUCUGAUCUUCUCAAAGCAUUAGAUGGCGUGCUUAAAAAAUGUGUUAGCACCCUAAGGUCAGGUGCAUCAGAUAAAGCUGCUUUAGCUAAUGACGUUGCAAUUGCAUUUUUGAAGACUGCUGUCUCAACAUUUCAUGAUCAGAUUGAUUAUUCAAAGAAACUUGCUGCCAUGAUGUUUCCUCUUCUCCUAAUUUUUCAAAAGACACAGAGGCUAAAUUUGGAGGUCUUGGACUUGGUGAAAGAAGUGAAGUGGCCAUUUUAUAAUAAUCUCACUGCUGUUUCCUCUGAAGUGGUGAAAUUACGACAGGAAGUUAUAUCUUCGAUCAACAUGAAGAUUGUUAAUGGCUUGGCAGAAACAUUUUCAAUGCACCCGGGUGAGUAUAUGACCUGGCUUGUUGACAGCUCCAGUGACUGUACUGUCUCGAAGACGCUUCUGCUCUUGGUUCUGAUGCAAUCAUUUCUUAGGCCAAAGAAUAAAAGUGAGCAAUUCUCAGCACUUUUUGAAGCUUUCUUUUCUUUUCUGAAGACUGAGUGGGAGCUGCAGUCUGCAGUUGUUUCUGGGAAUGAGUUCAAUAAUGACAUGCUUCAAUGGGAUUGUGGAAGGUUCCUAGAUCAGCUGUUUGACACCGAUCUCAAGGCAUUAAAUAUUAAUAUCCUAAUCUGCACCUUUUGGAGGUUAUUGGAGGCUUUUACUUCAAUGGAGGACAAUCAGCAGUUGAUUAGCAGCAGACUUACAGAUUUAUUUGUCUUUUUCUCGAACUCUCAGUCCAAGCAUUUUUUCAAGGAGCAUCUUCAUUACCUUGUUACAAAAUGCAAGAUCUCUCCUAUUGAUUUUCUGUCUGGUUUUUACACUAGUGAGGACAUUUCCAUUGCUGUCCAAGUUGAGAGCCUUCAUUGUCUUGCAUUCCUUUGCUCGGAACCCGACGAUAGAUUGCUGCUUCAGCUUCUAUUGAAUUUCCCCUCACUUCUUGUUCCUCUUGCCUCUGAUAGCCAGGAUCUCAGGAUUGCUUCCAUGGGCUGCAUUGAAGGGUUAUCUGCUCUGUCACAGCGCGCUGACUAUUUAAGCAAGAAAAAUGGGAACAAUGCAAAUUGGAGUCAUUUUCUUGAUGAGUUAUUGGGCCUGAUCGUGCAACAAAAAAGGCUUAUAUUAUCAGACAGUAAUUUUCUACCCUCGUUUUUGUGCUAUUUGCUUGGCUCAUCCAGGAAUAGCCUUCUGGUACCACAAAAUGUUGAACAAAGAUUUGAUCAAUCUACUAAAGAAAAGAUUCUUGCCUUUGUCUUGGGGUCUGGACUUCAACUGUCCUCGUUUGCAAAGAUGAUGAUUAUAUCUUUGCUUAAAGGAAUGGGCAGCAUGUUACUUCAUGUUAAAGAAGCUGAGUCAUUGCUGUCUCGACUUCUGAAAAGACGCCGUCAAUAUUAUUUCAAGGUGGACAGGUCAUCCCAGAAAUUGUCCAAAACUGAAGUCAAGAUCUUGUGCCUUCUACUGGAGGUUUGUGCCAUGCCUCCAUCACUGGAGGGGCAUGCUUGUGAAGAUUAUCUAUUACAGGCCCUGCAACUGGAUGGGCUCUCUUCUGAAGAAUUUGCCAUUAUAGAACCUUGCAUUACUGUUUUGCAGAAGCUAAGUGCCCCAUUAUACAGUGGAUUCACAACUGAAAAACAGGAGCUUCUAUUUCGUGAGCUUGUGAUUUUGUUUCGCAAUGCUAAUGGUGAUAUACAAAAUGCAACAAGAGAGGCCUUGAUGCGCUUAAAUGUUACCUGCUCUACGGUAGUCCAUACAAUCAAUUUCAUAUUCGAACAAGAAAGUCGUAUAGGUGGUUCUGCAUCCGGGAAGAAGAAAAGGAAAUCAGUAGUGCAUCAAACAUCCACCUUAGAUGGUGAUGUGGUUUGUAAAGUAGAAACUGCAUUAUGCUUGCUAAGCUCCCUCCUUGACAUAAUGAUUCUCAAGAAAGAUAUUGCUAGCAGGGAGCAUCUGAUAGGGCCCUUAUUCAAACUUGUUGAGAAAAUCUUUUCGGAUGAUUGGAUGCCUGCCCAAGAUGAAAACUGGAUCAAAGCUUCAUGUGGAGUUUCCCAGACUGGGUCUAGCACGAUUUGUUACACUCAGCAAACACUUCUACUUGUUCUUGAAGAUAUUAUCAGUUCACUAAAAAAUGUUAUCCCAUUAAAGGAUGACAUAACAAAUAAAAUCAAUAUCAAAUUGUUGAUCAUGUGUGCCCGGUCUGCUAAGCGUGGAGUCGUCCGCAACCAUGUAUUUUCACUGUUAUCAUCCAUUGUAAAGGUUGUUCCAGAAAAUAUAAUGGGGUAUAUAUUGGAUAUAUUUACCGUUGCUGGAGAAUCAACUGUUUCACAGAUUGACAGCCAUUCACAACAUGUGUUUGAGGAUCUUAUAUCUGCAGUUGUCCCCUGCUGGCUGGCCGAGACACGCAACACAGACAAAUUGCUCCAGGUUUUUGUGAAUGUAUUGCCCAAAAUUGCUGAGCAUAGGAGGCUGUCAAUCGUUGUGUACUUGUUGAGGACUUUGGGUGAACAUAAUAGCUUGGCUUCAUUGCUUGCCCUUCUUUUCCAGUCCUUAGUUUCUAGGAAAGGACUCUCCCUCCUUGAUGAAACAAAUGAUAUUACAUCUUCUGUAGAGAGAGAGUGGGAGUAUGCAUUUGCAAUUCGGAUAUGUGAGCAAUAUUCAUGCAGGAUUUGGCUUCCCUCCCUUGUUCCUCUGCUUCAACUAAUAGGAUCUGGCAAUUCAUGCCAAGAAAUGUUUGUGGAAUUGCUAUUUGCAACAGAAUUUAUUUUACAUAAGUUAGAAGAUCCAGAAUUCUCAUUCAAACUUCAUUCAAGCGAGGAUUCAGAUAAAAUUCAGGAAACCCUUCAAGAACUUUUGGAGCACGUUGUUUGCCUUUCACAACUAAGUGAUUUGAGAAGAAAACAAAUAAAUGUGCCUGUCAGAGUCAGAAAGGAAAUGAAAGAGUGUAUGCAUGCUGUUUUGAGGUCUACUACAGCUGUUAUGAUCCCCUCCGCAUACUUCAGAGGCAUCAUUAGUUUGCUUUGCAAUUCAGAUGGAAAUGUGAAAAAGAAGGCUCUUGGGCUUCUUUCUGAUACAUUGAAGAAGCGUGAGUCAAUUAAAACAAAACACAAGGGAAGAAGAGAUUCCAUUGCAAGUUCAAUUACUGAUUGGUCCCAUGUGGAUGGGAGUACCCUUGACUCUUUUCAGCAGCACAAGGGAAGAAGAGAUUCCAUUGCAAGUUCAAUUACUGAUUGGUCCCAUGUGGAUGGGAGUACCCUUGACUCUUUUCAGCAGCACAAGGGAAGAAGAGAUUCCAUUGCAAGUUCAAUUACUGAUUGGUCCCAUGUGGAUGGGAGUACCCUUGACUCUUUUCAGCAGAUGUGUUUGGAAAUUGCUCGGCUAAUUGAUGAUACAAUGGAUGACUCAGAUACCUCCUUGAAACUGUCAGCAGUUUCUACACUGGAAGUUUUGGCCCAUAGAUUUUCUUCUAAUUAUUCUGUCUUCAGCAUGUGCCUUCCAUCUGUCACAAAAGGCAUUUGUUCGAACAACUUGGCUAUUUCUUCUAGCUGCCUUCGAACAACUGGUGCUCUAGUCGAUGCUCUUGGGCCAAGAGCGUUUGUUCAGCUUCCUCAAAUAAUGGAGAACAUGAUAAAAACUUCUAGCAAAUUCUCUGCUGUGUUGUCUCUUCCUGAAGAAUCUCUUAUGCUCUCUAUUCUUUUUGCUUUAGAAGCUGUUGUGGACAAGCUGGGUGGUUUCCUAAAUCCAUAUCUUGAAGAUAUUAUACGACUCGUGGUGCAUGGUCCCGAGUACACAUCAGGAUCAAAAAUGAAACUGAGACAGAAAGCUGAUGCAGUACGGAAGCUGCUUACUGAGAAGAUCCCUGUUCGACUUGCUCUUCCACCGUUGUUGAAGAUGUAUCCCGAUACCGUGGAGGCUGGGGAUUCAAGUUUGGCAGUUUUCUUUGAAAUGCUUGGAAGCUUAGUUGGUACAAUGGACAGAUCAUCUGUUGGUGGUUAUAAUGAAACCAUUUUUGACCUCUGCUUGCGCGCUCUUGAUCUUCGUCGUCAACAUCCUGUUUCAAUUCAAAAUAUUGAUCUAGUUGAGAAAAGCAUUGUCAAUUCAAUGGUUGCUCUGACAAUGAAACUUACAGAGACCAUGUUUAAACCGCUCUUUAUUAGAAGUAUUGAAUGGGCUGAGUCAUAUGUGGAAGAAAAUGACAGUAAGGACAAUGUUAUAGAUAGGGCCAUAUCUUUCUAUGGUCUGGUAAACAAACUUGCUGAGAAUCAUCGGUCUCUGUUCAUUACUUACUUUGAGUACUUGCUAGAGGGUUGUGUUCGGUAUCUUACCAAUAUUGUAAAGCCUAAAGGUGCUGGUUUGAUUCAAAAGAAAAAGAAAGCUAAGAUUCAGGAAGCUGGAAGUGAUAUAAAAGAGAACAGUGUCCUAACACUUAAAAGCUGGCAUCUCAGGGCCUUGGUUAUUUCAGCUUUACAUAAAUGCUUUUUGUUCGACACUGGGAGCCGGAAGUUUCUUGAUUCGUCAAAAUUUCAGGUUCUGUUGAAACCCAUUGUAUCACAGCUUAUAGUCGAACCACCAGCAUUACUGGAAGAGCAUCCAAGUAUCCCAUCAGUUAACGAAGUUGAUGAAUUGUUGAUAGUUUGUAUAGGUCAAAUGGCAGUUACUGCAGGAACUGAUCUUCUUUGGAAGCCCCUGAACCAUGAGGUAUUGUUGCAAACUCGGAGUGACAAGAUACGAUCUCGAAUUCUAGGACUGAGAAUUGUUAAAUAUCUUAUGGAUAACCUGAAAGAAGAAUAUUUGGUCUUCCUGCCUGAAACCAUCCCAUUCCUUGGUGAAUUGCUCGAGGACUUGGAGUUACCUGUUAAAUCUCUGGCCCAGGAUGUUCUAAAGGAAAUGGAGUCCAUGAGUGGUGAAAGUCUUCAGCAAUAUCUCUGAUUUUGCUUAUUCAGUGCCCAAUACGAUAUAGUUAUGCUGAGCUAAUGUAUGUAAUGUUAUGUUUCGAGGGAAAGGGCACAUCACAAUUUUGAAUUUAUAGAAGAUUUAGGUCACCCAUCCAGCUUAAUCUUUUGCUUAGUCUACAGAGCCAUGGUGUUGAGUACUUGGGGUGCAAGAAAUUUGUUAUCAAGCCAUGGAUACUUGUCUGUAUCGCUGUACAAACAGCAUUGCUAUUAUAUAUGGAAGCAAUUCUUUUCAUGUCUUUUAAAAUA
Molecule: messenger RNA, 7024 nt
Organism: Populus euphratica (Euphrates poplar)
Lineage: Eukaryota; Viridiplantae; Streptophyta; Magnoliopsida; Malpighiales; Salicaceae
Exons: 41
Coding region: 189-6752 (2187 amino acids)
Biological process (GO): maturation of SSU-rRNA from tricistronic rRNA transcript (SSU-rRNA, 5.8S rRNA, LSU-rRNA); positive regulation of transcription by RNA polymerase I
Cellular component (GO): t-UTP complex; small-subunit processome; 90S preribosome
Molecular function (GO): snoRNA binding
Source: RefSeq, a predicted model, not a curated record